AUGAGAUUAAGAAAUAAUAAAAAUGCCAUCGAGGCGGUCCAAUCGAUUUCGAUCAUUAAAAAAAUUGCUGGAGUGUGUGUGUUCACAUUCGUCGACACUCCGAAUAACGAUGUGAUUCCUAAAUUUACUGUCACUGGUUUGGUAUGUUUCAUAUUUUGGGUGUCUAUAUAUUGUUUCUGUGCCUAUCGAGCGUUUAGCGACGAUCAAACAAUUUUACGAAACAUUUAUGAUACUAAGCUCCGACAGUACGGGGAUAUAUCUGAGAGAGUAGUUAGUUCGUUGUUUUUUGUAUAUGGAAUGUGGAAGAUACCGUUUGAUACAGGCUUGACCUUGAAAUAUAUUCAAAUAGUUUUUGAAAUAGAUCGUAAAAUAGAGAAGCUGGGAGUGAAAAUCGAUUACGAUAAGAAUGCUCUAAGAAUAUUUGCGGGCACCAUAGCUCAGGUAGUAGCAGUAGCGACUCACGUGCUGAGCGUUUGGAUCACGUUAUCCUAUCUUGAAGUGAGCAUGCCCAUUGAAGUGAUAAUCCAGGUUUCUAUGGCCGAUACUCUCGCGUUGAUAAUCACAGCACACAUAUGCUACUACCUGGCGCAUUUGAAAGAAAGAUAUGAGAUACUUAACGAAUUGUUGUUGGGAAUAAGGGAUCGAAACGCGUGGCAGCAUACCGUGCAUACCGUACUGAUCCGUAGCAAAGCGCCGGUCAACUCUCAGAUGGUGACGGACUACCAAGACAAAUGCGUUUCGGAGAAGAUCAGAGCAUACGCGAGGAUUUAUGGCCUGCUGUUUAAGGCGGUUCAGACCGCUGAAGAGAUGUAUGGCUUUGCGUUGGGAUGCACCUUGUUGUUUUGUCUCUUUUACAUCGUCCUAUAUCUCUUUUAUUUCAUGGAGGCAACUGCCACUGGUUUAUUCCACGACACAUCGAGAUACAUAUAUUUCUUAGUCUACGUGAUGUGGCAAAUUGCGUACACUUUGGGAGUGAUAUUCCUCAAUAUUUUUUGCUCUGCGAACGUCGUUGCAGAGGCUAAAACAGCAUCUUAUAUCGUUCAUGAAAUUAUAAAUGAGGAUAUCGGCCAAUCAAUUACGACCGAGUUUCAGGGGGCCCGCACUAUAGUGACGUUGCUGGUAAUACUACUUCAGUUUGUAAUGGACUAGUUGGUGGAUCCCGUAGACCAAGGUUGCUCAAGGGCGACUAUCAAAAUGUUAAUAACCUUUCGAAAACACAUAAUUUAAUGGACAAAAAAUUAUUUUCAUUAAAUACAAAGUAUAAUAUUAUAAAGUACUUAUUAAAACACAUCAUUAAAUCCACCACAGGCUUCGUCAAAAAGGAACUAAAAACAAGAAUAAACCAUAAAUCCACAAAUGUUUCG
Molecule: messenger RNA, 1364 nt
Organism: Pectinophora gossypiella (pink bollworm)
Lineage: Eukaryota; Metazoa; Arthropoda; Insecta; Lepidoptera; Gelechiidae
Exons: 3
Coding region: 1-1149 (382 amino acids)
Biological process (GO): sensory perception of taste
Cellular component (GO): membrane
Source: RefSeq, a predicted model, not a curated record